GAAUUAUUUGAUGUUUCAUCUUUAUAUUUCACUUUACUAAGUUUAAUUAUUUUGUUCAUUUUAUAGGACCAACAGAGAAAACGAUGGAAGAUGGCAGAUAUGUUUUUAAGGAUACAGUCCAGAAUUUUGAUUUAAAUGGAGUUAUUAGCAAGCAAAGGAAAAGGGAAAUAAAGAGGGGAAAAAGCAAAGCAAAGAAAGAGGAGAAAAUAAAAAUGAAAAUAGCCAAAGAAGAAGAAAAAGUCGUGCAGUUGUAUUUCAAAGCAGUUGACAACAUUAUGUCAAGGUACAGCAAGGAUGUUAGAAUACAACACAAGAAGGAAGAAAAGAGGAGGAAGCAAAUGGAAAAGGCGGAGAAAAAAGCCCUUAAGAUGUUGGAGAAAGAAAUAAAUAAAAGAGAUAAAGAAUGUGUAAAGAAUGAAAAGAAGAAACCGAACCAAUCUGUAGAUGAAAAGAAAAAACAAAACGAUACAAAGAAAAGCAAAGCAAAGAAAGUUACAGGGAAUAAUAAGGACUAUGAGAAGAAAGAGGCUCACACUGUUGAUGAUAUAGAGACUAAAGAAAUUGCUAUGAAGAAUAGAAAAGCAAAAAAAGGAGAAGAAAAGAUCAUAGAUCAAAAGGAGAAAGAUUCUCAAACUAUGGAUAUUAAGGAGGAAAACAUUGUUAGAAUAGAUACAACCAUUGAUGGAAAGAAGAACAAAUUUUCAGCAAACAUUCGUGCAUUUUUCCGUUUUUUUUCUUGUACACACAAACGACAGGAAAUGGGCAAAGCAGCAGCUGUAGUUUGAUAAAUCGUUUUUGUAUAACAUUAAAUUUUCUAUAUUUUUCAC
Molecule: messenger RNA, 827 nt
Organism: Mytilus trossulus (common blue mussel)
Lineage: Eukaryota; Metazoa; Mollusca; Bivalvia; Mytilida; Mytilidae
Product: microtubule-associated protein 9-like
Exons: 3
Coding region: 84-785 (233 amino acids)
Source: RefSeq, a predicted model, not a curated record